AUGGGGUAAUGUCAGUGUCAGUGCGUCAGUAUCUCAAAAAAGAACGAAGAAAAGUUGAUACAAAUGUUGUGUUUUACACAAUUAACAGUUUAAUUAUUUAUUUACUGUGCUGUGAGUUAUUUUAAUUUAGGAAAAAUGUCCGCUGAACGAGAGAUACCAGCCGAAGACAGUAUUAAAGUAGUGUGUAGAUUUCGACCCCUAAACGAUUCGGAAGAAAAAGCUGGAUCGAAAUUUGUUGUGAAAUUUCCAUCCGGAGGGGAAGAUAAUUGUAUUUCGAUAGGGGGUAAAGUUUACCUUUUUGACAAAGUAUUUAAGCCCAAUGCAACUCAAGAAAAGGUCUACAAUGAAGCAGCUAAGAGUAUUGUGUCUGACGUGCUGGCUGGUUACAAUGGUACCAUUUUUGCUUAUGGUCAAACUUCCUCCGGUAAAACGCAUACUAUGGAAGGGGUAAUAGGGGAUCCACACAAGCAGGGCAUCAUCCCACGUAUAGUGAACGAUAUUUUUAAUCAUAUUUAUGCAAUGGAAGAGAACUUAGAAUUUCAUAUCAAAGUCUCAUACUUUGAAAUUUACAUGGACAAAAUCAGAGAUUUGCUUGAUGUUUCGAAGGUGAACUUGAGCGUACACGAAGAUAAAAAUAGGGUGCCUUACGUGAAAGGAGCAACGGAGAGAUUCGUGUCGAGUCCCGAAGAAGUGUUCGAAUCCAUUGAGGAAGGGAAAUCGAAUAGGCACAUAGCGGUAACAAACAUGAACGAGCACUCGUCGAGGUCGCAUUCAGUGUUCCUCAUCAAUGUUAAACAAGAAAAUUUGGAAAACCAAAAGAAACUGUCGGGAAAACUCUACCUCGUCGAUUUGGCCGGCUCAGAAAAAGUUUCUAAAACCGGUGCCGAAGGUACCGUGCUAGACGAGGCGAAAAACAUUAACAAGUCCCUGUCGGCUCUCGGCAACGUGAUCAGUGCCCUGGCCGACGGAAACAAGACCCACAUCCCCUACAGGGAUUCGAAAUUAACGCGGAUCCUUCAGGAGUCCCUUGGAGGAAACGCCCGCACGACCAUCGUGAUUUGUUGCUCUCCCGCCAGUUUUAAUGAAUCCGAGACCAAAUCCACUUUGGAAUUCGGCAAAAGGGCCAAGACGGUGAAGAACGUUGUCACCGUCAAUGAGGAAUUGACCGCAGAAGAAUGGAAGAGGAGGUACGAGAAGGAAAAAGAAAAGGUCGCUCGUCUCAAGGGCAAAGUCGAAAAGUUGGAAGAAGAAUUGAACAGGUGGAGGGCCGGAGAGACGGUCAAGGCCGAAGAACAAGUCAACCUGAACGAUAUCAACGAGGUGGUUACUCCGGUGUCGGGCUUGGAGGAAAGUGUGGUGGAACCGACUGGACCCAUGCCCGCCACCCCCGCUUUGAUGAUCGGCUCGACUUUAGGAAUUGAAGAAAGACAGAAACUGGAACUUGAAAGGGAGCGACUUUACCAGCAGUUGGACGAAAAAGACGAAGAAAUUAACCAGCAGAGCCAAUAUGUCGAGAAGCUCAAGGAGCAGAUGUUGGAACAGGACGAGCUUAUCGCGAGCACUCGUAGAGAUUAUGAGGCGCUGCAGAGUGAGAUGAAUAGAAUACAGCAAGAAAACGAGAGCGCCAAGGAGGAGGUUAAAGAGGUACUUCAAGCUCUGGAAGAGUUGGCGGUUAAUUACGAUCAGAAAUCUCAAGAGGUUGACGCGAAAAACAAAGAAAUGGAAUCUUUGUCUGAGGAGGUGAUGGUAAAACAGACGUUGCUGAACAACACCACGGCGGAAUUGCAGCAGACGCGAGAUUUGAGUAACCACCAAAAGAAGAGGAUUGCCGAAAUGUUGACCAACCUGCUGAAGGAAUUGGGAGAAAUAGGUACUAUUUUGGGCAGCGAAGGAAGCGAACUAAAAAUAUCCAAUGACUCGGGUAAACUGGAGGAAGAAUUCACCGUCGCCCGUCUUUACAUUUCUCGUAUGAAAAGCGAGGUGACCAACCUGACGCAGCGAUUGCAGGACAUCGAAUGCAAAGAGCAGGACAGCAACAAAAAGGUGACAGAGUACGAGAAAGAGUUGGCGGAAUGCAAGUUGCUGAUCUCGCAGCACGAAGCGAGAAUGAAGAGUCUGCAGGAGUCAAUGCGCGAGGCCGAAAACAAGAAGCGGAUGUUGGAGGAGAGCAUCGACGCUUUAAGGGAGGAGUGCGCGAAACUCAAGGCUGCCGAACAGGUGUCGGGUGCGAGUGAGAGCGAGAAAAAAGAAGCGAACGACCUGCGUAUGGCGCUCGAACAGCAAAUGGACCAGCUCAGAGUUGCCCAUCAAAAACAAGUCGCCGCGUUGCGCGACGAAAUUGCCGAGAAACAACAGCUGAUCAACGACAUUAAGGACACAAAUCAGAAAUUGACCCUGGCUCAACAGCAACUUCAGAGCGACUACGAGAAGAUCAAGUCAGAGGAAACAGACAAGUCUCACAAGCUGCAGGAAUUAAUAGCUACGAACGAAAGAAGAGAGCAAGCUCGAAAAGACCUCAAAGGAUUGGAGGAUACUGUCGCCAAGGAAUUGCAAACCCUGCAUAACCUCAGAAAGCUGUUCGUCCAGGAUUUACAGGCCCGCAUGAAAAAAAAUAUGUUGUCCGAGGACAACGAAGAAGAUGGCGGUUCUCUCGCCCAGAAACAAAAGAUAUCGUUCCUCGAGAAUAACUUGGAUCAGUUGACUAAAGUGCACAAACAGCUCGUUAGAGAUAACGCAGAUUUGCGUUGCGAACUUCCGAAAUUAGAGAAGAGACUCCGCGUGACGAUGGAGAGGGUGAAAGCCCUGGAGACCGCGUUGAGGGAGGCCAAGGAGGGGGCCAUGCGGGACCGAAAGAGGUACCAAUAUGAGGUGGAUCGAAUUAAGGAAGCAGUGAGACAGAAAAAUCUGGCAAGGCGUGGACCCGCAGCGACCAUCGCCAAGCCAAUCAGAUCCGGACAACAUCACGCUAUCAUUGGCGGGGUCAUAAAACCUGGCGGCCUGACGUCCAUUCCGAUCGACGAUGCUCAGAAACGCAAGUCCAUCAUCGUUGGGGGUAAAGAUUGAACGCGAUACGUCACACCGCAAUAGGUCAACGCCAGGGGGUGCUGUAAUCCUUAUAUAGAAUACAAUACGCAAAUACAAUACCAAAAAUAUUGCUGUAAACAUCCAUAUCCCAGUACGUGGUGAUGUCAAAAAAAUAUCACCACAAACCAGUUCUAUGCUUACCGCUUAUUUAAUUUUAGACUUAAGAUGCACAUAUUUGAGAUUAAUGCCCAAAACAUUUCCUGCGGCUUUUUAUACUGGAAAUCUCGUCGCCCGGACCUCUAAAUAUAAUUUAACGCAGGUCGUACUUAUAACUUGUGAAAUUAUAUAUAGAGUUUUUUCUGACUACGGCUAGUAAUAAAAUUAUUUUUAUCGGUGUAUGUUUAGCAAUUUUAAGACACCUAGAGUUGUGUAUUAAAAACUAGUUGCUUUAACUGUUGACUAAACCACGUAAUUUAUUGCUUCGAUAUAUCUCUAAUUUAAAAAAAAAAAACUAGAAAACGUUCCCUUCCCGUUUGGAGUGUACAGAAAAGAGUAAGUUCAGUGCGAUAAAUUAAAUUAUUUCCUAUUGUUCUGUAUAGUUGUAUUUUUUGUAUUAUUGUUUUUUUUUUGGUGUUUUUUUUUUCAUUGUUUCCGCAUAUUCGAUUUUUAUACACGUAGUUUUAUCGUUUGGAGUGCUGGCUUGUCUGGAUGCAAGUUCGAAGCUACUCUAGGAAACGAAUUGAGAGAUCAAGCAAAACGACUAUUUAGUUUAAAUUGCAGAUUUUAUAAAAUUAAUAAUAUGAGAUCAAUUUUUUGUAUGUACAGGGUAACAGCAAAAUAUAUGAAUUAGAUAACUAAAUGAAAUUGUAUGUAUAUCCGCACUGUCGUGAAAUAUCUUGCUAAAUUUAUAGCUUCGUCUAUUGGGUUUUAACGUUCGUACGAUACAAUUGCCCUAUCCUUACAAUAGUUUUUCAUGAUGUAACAGCAAAUAAUUAAAUAUUUUAAAAUUAA
Messenger RNA from Cylas formicarius (sweet potato weevil), 4035 nucleotides. RefSeq names its product kinesin heavy chain (gene Khc). Gene Ontology annotation, biological process: microtubule-based movement; mitotic spindle organization. The record is from RefSeq and is a predicted model, not a curated record. Gene Ontology annotation, molecular function: microtubule motor activity; ATP binding; microtubule binding. The transcript is spliced from 16 exons. Bases 136 to 3063 code for a protein of 975 amino acids. Lineage: Eukaryota; Metazoa; Arthropoda; Insecta; Coleoptera; Brentidae.